UCGGGGGGGGGAAGCCAAGAAGAAGAAGAAGAGGAGGAGGAGGAGGAAUUGGAGGUGGUGACUUUGCAGCCGCGUCCAUUUCCAGUGGGAAGCAAAAGAAUGCAAAAGCUGGAAAGGGAGGAGAAGAAGAGGAGGAGGAGGAGAAGGAAGAGGUGGGGGAGCCGGCCAGCUUGCCUCCGCUUGAAGGCUCAGGUUCCUUAGACUUGGUUGGGAAAGAAAGAAAGAAAGAAAGAAAGAAAGAAAGGACUCUUUCACUCACACCCCUUUCCUUUUCCCGCCUUCCCUUUGACUGGGAAAGGGUUAAUAAUAAUAAUAAUAAUAAUAAUAAUACCCCUUUCUGGGGUGUGAGUGUGAGGGAAAGCGGGGGGCGGCGAGCCCUUGGGGGACGGGCUUGCCUUCCUUCCCCCCCAUCUGGGCUGAGCCUGGAAGCAGGGACGCCUCUCUCGGCCGGGGCUCAGCCUUCUCUCUUUUGGAGCUGCAACUUUGCCUGGGCUGAGAAUCUAAGGUCUUCCUGGUGAGGUAUCAGGACAACAGUUCACGUCUUGGCUUUAACAGAUUUGGAUCUGUGGACUUGAAGACAGAGGAUAUUUCCCACUCAUGAAGGGCCUGGUGUAUGUCUCAGAAGAUCUGGAGAUUUAUUGGGUCACCCUGAUUUACUAAGGAAGGCUGUCUGGACUUUUUAAUGAACUUAUUUUCUCCUUCUUGAUGACUCCCAACAGCUGGGAUUCAGUCCCUAAGUACGGAAUUAUCAUCCAUUUAAUUGAUUGCAUUUUUUAAACAAGGCUUUGCCUCAUCACCUUUCCCUUUUAGAGGAGUGUAACUCCCAGUAGUAUUUAUCAUCAUUAAUAGAGACUUUUUUUUAACAUACUGGUAUUUCUGAAUAUAUAUUUUUGUUCCUUUGGGGUUUUUUUUUCUCUUGCACCUUCGGUGGAGUUAUAUUUAACUAGUUUACCUUAACGAGUUAUCUUGAACCUGCAUCCACGGAGCACCCUGAUGGCUUCAUAAAUCCAAGGAACAGCUGGCCUUAUUCAUGAUGGGACGAGAGCAGGAGCUGAUCCAAGCUGUGAAAAAUGGGGAUGUAUCUAAUGUGCAGAAGCUGGUAGCUAAGAUCAAGGCAUCCAAAAGCAAACUCCUGGGAUCAGCUAAACGACUGAAUGUGAACUACCAGGAUGUGGAUGGGUUUUCAGCACUACACCAUGCAGCCUUGGUUGGGAGUCUGGAUCUUAUCUCCCUGCUGCUGGAGGCACAGGCCACUGUGGACAUUAAGGACAUCAAUGGAAUGCGCCCACUACACUAUGCUGCCUGGCAAGGGAAGGUGGAACCAGUUCGCCUACUGCUACGGGCUGCUGCUUCAGUCAAUAUGGCAUCAUUGGACGGACAGAUCCCACUGCACCUUUCUGCGCAAUAUGGUCACUAUGAAGUGUCGGAGAUGCUCCUCCAGCACCAGUCCAACCCAUGCCUCAUCAACAAGGCUAAGAAAACCCCUCUGGACCUGGCUUGCGAGUUUGGAAGGCUGAAGGUGGCCCAGCUGCUCCUGAACAGCCACAUGUGUGUGGCUCUGCUCGAGGGACAAUCUAAGGACACAAAUGAUCCCAACUACACUACUCCUCUACACUUGGCAGCCAAGAAUGGACACAAGGAGAUCAUCAGGCAACUUCUGAAAGCUGGAAUUGAGAUCAACAAACAGACAAAGACGGGCACUGCUUUGCAUGAGGCAGCCCUGUAUGGGAAGACCGAGGUGGUGCGCCUACUAUUGCAAGGGGGGAUUGAUGUCAACAUACGUAACACGUACAACCAGACCGCCCUGGACAUUGUGAAUCAGUUCACCACUUCACAUGCCAGCAAAGACAUCAAGCAGCUGCUACGAGAGGCAUCAGGAAUCCUGAAGGUCCGAGCUUUGAAGGAUUUCUGGAACCUCCAUGACCCAACUGCUCUCAACAUCCGUGCCGGAGAUGUCAUAACGGUGCUGGAACAGCAUGCAGAUGGACGCUGGAAAGGCCAUAUCCAUGACUCUCAGAAAGGCACUGACCGUGUUGGCUACUUCCCUCCAUCCAUUGUGGAAGUCAUCAGCAAGCGGACAGGCCUGACUCUUUCCCGCAUGGUGCCCUCCCACCAGUGCCAGAGCCUUGCCAAGGGCCAGCAGGUUGCCACUGCCACCCCUCCUGGUGAGCUACCAUCACAUACAGAAGCCUCACGACCUGUUUCACCACAGCCAUCCCUUGGGCUACCCACAGCUUGCGGCCUCGCCCUGAGCAGCACAGCCCCAACACCCGAGAUCGCAGCAGGUGACAGGAACAGCGUGGGCAGUGAGGGCAGUAUUGGCAGCAUCCGGAGUGCUGGCAGUGGUCAGAGUACUGAGGGCACCAAUGGACAAAUCACUGGAAUCCUCAUUGAGAGUGUGAAGCCACUUUCACCUGGUGGUGAGGAUCUUCAGCAACACCUCUUGAGUUCAAAUUUCCACAAUGGCCAGAUGAAUCCCAUGAUAGGGACCCUGGCACACCAGAACCUCUCCAAUUGGAACACCAGCGACAGGAUUUUCUCCCACCAGUAUCUACGUCCAGAGCAGCUGUUGGAGGGGAAGGAUGCUGAAGCUAUUUACAAUUGGCUAUGUGAAUUUCAAUUAGAGUACUAUACGGCCAAUUUCCUGAAUGCAGGCUAUGAUGUGCCAACGAUCAGCCGCAUGACUCCAGAGGAUCUCACUGCCAUUGGGGUGACUAAGCCAGGGCACCGGAAGAAAAUUUCCACUGAGAUUGGACAGCUCAGCAUUGCAGAAUGGCUCCCAAAUUAUAUCCCGGAUGACCUGAUGGAAUGGCUGAGUGCCAUUGGGUUGCCCCAGUAUCACAAGAAGCUGGUGAGCAAUGGCUAUGACUCCAUCAACAUUGUGACAGAUCUGACAUGGGAAGACCUGCAAGAGAUCGGCAUCAACAAGCUUGGCCACCAAAAGAAGAUCAUGCUGGCUGUCAAGAAGCUGAUGGAUCUUCGGAAGAGCCUCAGCCAGGCUGACACCAGUACACUGAGGCGCAAGAUCCCUGGCGCUUUGGAUAUUGUCACCAUUGAGUCAGUUGAGAAUGGGGAAUGCCACUCACCCAACACUCCCAAGAUGACCACUUUUCAGGACAGUGAGCUGAGCUAUGAACUCCAGACAGCCAUGUCCAACAGCUGCCAGGAGACACUGACCAUCAAGAGCACUCAAGGCAUGUCACGAAGCCAAGAGAGCAUCGGUGUGAGGUCACGGGGAUCUGGGCACUCCCAAGAGAACAUGUUGUCCCAAAGCAUCACCUCAAGCCGUUCUCAGGAGAGCUUGGGCAGUGGUGAAAGCAACAGUGGGAGCAGCGGGGGGCAUUCUUCCUCCACACAGCCCCACCAGGAAGAAAACUCAACCAUCCCUCAGGGUCGGCUUGUUCCAGAAAACUCUGGAAAAUUUAUCCAACAGCUCGAUGGACCAGACGGAGUCAAUGGCUGUGCCAACAAUGGUGCAGGAAGUCCUUUACAGGAGAGAAAUCUUCCCGAAGGGAUGGAUCAGUACCAGAGACCAAGUACACUGAAAGGGGACCUCCUUCCCCAGUCAGUUCCAUUGGAGCCAGCCAAUCCAGGACCAGUUGCCUCCCCCUGCACUUCACCCCACACAGCCAGCAAAGGGAUAGCCCCCUAUGUCUUCAUGUAUCCCCAUGUCUCCCUGAAGUCCCAGCCACCUCCUUCACCUUCUGUGCCAGAGCAGGCCAAGGGUGCUGGCCACUUCUCUGCCCAGAGGACCCUCUUGCAGUCCACUGCCCAGAAAGCUUUCUCCUAUCUCCAUUCCCACUGUGGCCCCACAGACCCACCACUGCCUCAUGUGCCCCCAAAGCCAGGGAUGGAGCAGCAAAAUGGUGAGGGCUUGAAGCACAAGAAACGCUCUCACAGCUUGAACCGCUAUGCAUUGUCUGAUGGGGAGGCUGAAGAAGAGGAGCCACCCAGUAACACAGUGGGCUCUUAUGCCACCCUCACCAGGCGGCCUGGACGGAGUCAGGUGCCACGGACGCAGCCACCAGCAGAUGCAAAGGUCUUGCGUAGUCAGUCCUUUGCCAUCCGUGCCAGGAGGAAAGGCCCUCCCCCGCCUCCUCCCAAACGCCUCAGCUCAGUCUCCAGUGCCCAGGCUAUCGAUGCAGAGUGUGAACAGGGCCUAGGCACCUCAUCAUCCCAGGAUGGAGAUAAAAAUACUUGCAAGAGGAGUAGUCCUGUGAAGAAUGUUGACAGCCCUGGAGCUGAUAGGAGUCCUGUCAAGCUUCUGCAGUCCUCAAAGCCCAUAGGUUCUGGUCUAGAGGUGACCAUCAAAGGAGCUCAGGGAGAUCCUAGCAAUACUGAAUCCACAAGUGACAGAAGCCAAGUCUUUGAAAGCAACAUCCCUAGGAGACGGACAUUCAGUGAGCCUGCUGUCACCAUGACUGAGGCCCUGCGACAUAGCCAUGAGGAUGUCCGAUCAGACACAGAGGAAGAGGGCCAGAGUGGGGUGGACAAGAGUGCCAAGUCCCCCUGCUCUUCCCAGAACAGCUCCAGUGAGUGCAUUCCCUUUGCUGAGGAAGGCAACCUGACCAUCAAGCAGCGACCAAAGCCUGUUGGGCAACUCAAGACAGAGAGCCCUGGACUGGACUUCACAUCCACCGAGCCACAGUCUGGUGGGGAAGACCAACAAGGGGCCACCACAAAGGAGAGCCCUGUGUUAGAGUUCAAUCUCACAGAAUCUGACACAGUCAAGAGGCGGCCCAGGUGCAGAGAGAGAGAGCCCCUCCAGAAUGUGCUGAAGGCAUUUGGGGUGGCUGCCCCAAACCCAGUCCCUACAUCUUUGGCUCCACAAUAUGCCCAGGCUCAGACAGUCAGUAUCAGUGGACCUUCCCUGCAUGGGGCAGAGUCACCCCAGUCACCUCAUGGAGACACUUUGAGUGAUGAAAGUGUGGAGUUCCAGAUCGCUGAGAUAGAGAAAAGCAUCUUGUCUCUGGAAAGGGGAAUCAAAAAGCCUCCUAUCUCUCUGAAGCCCGCCAGCCCAGCCCCACUGCAGGUGGAGAGGCAGGGAGGGUUGGUCCAGCUAAGGGCACCAGCCACAGUGACUGAUAUCUCAGCCAAGCAUGUUGCUUCAACUAAGCUGGUAUUUUCAGGACCAAAGACCAUCUACCAACAAGUCCUGCAAAACUCUCGCAACACAGUUGCCCCCUGGGCAGCCAGUGAGAUGGUGCCAGAAGUGACCAGCCCCUACCCCAUGAAGCUUGGGCUUGGUAGCAAGCCCGCCGUAAGUUUUGGGGGUGCCCUUUCCAUGAGGCCUUUGAGUGGAUCUCCAGACAUGAUUCAGGCUCAGCAAAGACUGGAACAAACCAACUCAUCACUGGCAUCCACACUUGAAGCUGCGGAAAAGAAAAUCUCUGCAGAAGAAGCAGACAGCCACUAUGGGACAGCACACACAGCCAAGAACAUUCUCGAAGACAUCAGCAACAUGUUUGAUGACUUAGCCGAGCAGCUGGAUGCCAUGUUGGACUGAGAGAGCUGUCUCCCUUCAUGGUGCUGUGCUGUACGUUUAUCCUCCCACCAGUCCUUGAGUAUGAAUAUCACAAUGACUGCCGGCCUCCUGUUCCUGCACUUUCUCACCCAGCAGCCCCUCUUGAAGAAAGAUUGUUGGGUGUCAUUUUCCAGACAACCUCAGCCAAACACUGAAUUGCCAGGGCCUUUUGUCCUCUGGAACAUGCAUGGCAAGCCUGGGCAAGAACACACUGGUGCACAUUGAUUUGGAUUCCAUCUGUGCACCAUAACUUGGCCAGGUCUGUAAACAGUGGCCACCUACAUCUACAGUGACAAAGAGGAGCUGAUGGAAGACUGAUUGUUUUGACUAGAUCUGGAGAAAGAUUUAAUGCCAGGCACUACUGAUGCACUCAGGCCUCCUCCCAAAUAAUGCAUGCACGUCCCAUAAAGAGCAGCCAAUUCCCUUUUCCCAAGUUUCUCCAUUUGAGUGAUGCCAACAGCAUGUUAGUUACAGCAACAAAGGAGUCUGAACACUCAGUGAGGUCCACCACCAUGGUUGCCAAAACCAAACAAAAUUGGUAGCCUGGAAGCCAUCGGAGCAAGACAAGACCUCACUGCUUUUCUAGCACAUCUUUACAGGAAGCAAUCCCUCCCAUUGCUCCUUCUUUGCCUCUCCUUCCAAAAGCAGCUGACACAACCUGUAGUUGUCAAAGUUUCCAGGCAAGCAAAAUAGACCCAACAUUUCAACAACAGGCUUUUCCAGAGAACUGAAAGUGACCUGCUUUCCCAAGUACCUUGAAUUCAUGGGACACAUCUUGGCCAUAGAGACAGUUUUUCCUUUCUUUUCACUCUUUUUCUAGCUAUAGUGUCAAGUGGAUUAGUCAUCCUCUGGCUGAUACCUAGUGGUAAGAGAAUAAUUAAGAAAAAUAGCUGCAACCAGUGGCACUUUAAAUAAGAAGCAUUCUCUAAAACCUUUUUUUCCCCAGAAAAAGUUUUGAAUUUCAUUCUAGCUGAGAUGGGAUGAGUCCAAUAUUUUUCACUGUUGAUAACACUGUAAAUUUUUUAAAAAGAAGAAGUGUAUAUAUUUUAAAAAUCAUGGGUUUGUUAUAUAUUUACUAACCAGAGUUCUGUUGUAUUUUAGAGUUGAGGUGGAACCACAUUACUGUCUGAGCCACUAGUGGGCAGUACAAUGCUGUUUUCUUGUUACCGCUAAUGAGGGAAUCCAGUGUCAGAAGGGAGGGUGUUUAUUUUUAUUUUUGGUCCUUCAGAGAAUGCUUAUUUUUUAAGAGCUAGUUCUUUAUUUUAAAGACAUUGUAUGCUGUGUAAAUUAUGUAUGGAUGGAGUUGUGUCUAACCAACCUAAGCUGUGCCUGCUACAUGUAGCGGGAAUGACUAGGGAAAGUAGUCCAGGGUAAAAAAACAGCCAGGCAGUCUUCGAACCAUCUGGCUUGUUGCUGUUAAUCAUGAAUUCUUGUUUUCCACUAACAUUGUCUGAAACUUAAUGAUAUUAAACAGUUGGAAUUGUUUUCCCUUUUGAUA
Messenger RNA from Sceloporus undulatus (fence lizard), 7022 nucleotides. It is a transcript of the gene CASKIN2, whose product is annotated as CASK interacting protein 2. NCBI's taxonomy places the organism in Eukaryota, Metazoa, Chordata, Lepidosauria, Squamata, Phrynosomatidae. Gene Ontology annotation, molecular function: protein binding. The record is from RefSeq and is a predicted model, not a curated record. The transcript has 21 exons. The coding region runs from base 1031 to 5506 and encodes 1491 amino acids.